Pecten maximus is the source of this 1358-nucleotide messenger RNA. RefSeq lists its product as uncharacterized. Bases 85 to 666 code for a protein of 193 amino acids. Gene Ontology annotation, cellular component: extracellular region. The transcript is spliced from 2 exons. The record is from RefSeq and is a predicted model, not a curated record. Gene Ontology annotation, molecular function: cytokine activity. NCBI's taxonomy places the organism in Eukaryota, Metazoa, Mollusca, Bivalvia, Pectinida, Pectinidae.
AUCACAAACAAGUCGGCAAACCGAAUCAAACUGAGCUUUGACUGCAAUUUCCUUUGAUAGCAUUUAGGAUAUAGUGACAUAAAAAUGAAUAAGUACCUAGCCCUAGCUGUCAUUCUAAGCAUCUUCGCCAGGAUCACGGGUGCACCUGUCACCUCAGAAUGUCAAGACCUAAGCGAAGACGACGAAAAGAAAAUGUUAGCAGAAGAAAAUGUUACUACCAAUUUCACUGAAGUUUUCCUGCCUGAGAUUCUGACAGGAAACUCAGUGAUAUCUCUGGCAGACCUAUUGAAUAAGCCAACUGGUUCAAAGCAUUGCCCUGCUGCCAACGACAUGUCUUCGUCAGCUCCCGUGAACGAACGAUCAUCCUGUCCAUGGUAUAUCGACAUCGAUACCGACAGUAAACGUCAUCCCAAGGAAAUCCCUGUGGCCAUACCCCGGUGUGGACCUUCCGAGUCCUGUGUGGGGAUGAGUGAGGCACAGAAGGAUAACUUCGAGUGUGGCAGAAUCUACAUCAGUAUUAAAGUACUCAGAAAAGAAAUUUGUUCAGCCACGCACUCAAAGUGGGUUGAGGGGACAGAAAGGGUGUCUGUUGGUACAACCUGUAUGAAAACGAAAGAAAAGGAGAACAGUCAAACUGCAUCAGACGGUGGACCCCCAUCUAUAUAGACCACACUAUGGUUAAACCAGGUUAAUUGAGGUACUGUACAAUCAUUCAUCGAACAUAAUUUUGAUAUUUUUGAUGCAGUACCUGUACGGCUGAUAUUCAAACUCCAGGGUAAAAAACUAUAUUUUUCAUACCUGGGGUAAAUCAAGCUCCAUUAAAGCAUUUAUCAAAUCACCCAGGAGGCGAUUCCAGACUUUCAUAACAUUACCAGUAAGAGUAUGACGACUUUUAAGUAUGCUUGUAUUAAUUUAUUUGUUUUAAAUGUUGUGUUUAAGUACGGUUCGUUUAAGUAUUUAUUUAUUGAUGAGUAUGUUGAUAGAAAACGUAGCAUUUAUUACUACCAAUUGUCUUUCAUUCAUAUUAAAUCCAUCCACUGUUUGAUAUGUAGGUUGAGGGGAUGAAACGACUUGUUACUCAAGUCGAGAUAAAUGAUGUCUAAACGACUUGUUACUGAAGUCGAGAUAAAUGAUGUCUAAACGAUACGAAGGAGGAAUACUAAGAUUAUGUUUAUUAGUGAGGAAGAAUGUUAAGAAUGUAUUUAUGAUAUUUUUGUGAGUGAUGGAGAAUGUUAAAGAUGUAUUAACGAUAUUUUUUGUGAGUGAGGGAGAAUGUUAAAGAUGUAUUAAGGAUAUGUUUGUGAGUGAUGGAGAAUGUUAAGAAUGUAUUUACGAUAUUUUUUGUGAGUGAGGGAGAG